CCACCCCUUGGCUUCUGCUAUCAUCUCCCAUCGAGUCACCGGCAUCUCUCACCCAUGUUCGCCCACCUUCCCGUCGACGUCUGGCUCAGCAUCCUGCAACACCUUCAGGUGGAGGACAUCCUCGUUCUCGAGCGUGUCUCAAAACGCUUCCACAGCUUCAUCGAACAACGCAGCAUCUGGAGCGACGCAUACAAGCGCUCCCUCCUCCCCCGCCCGCCAGGGCCCUUUCCCUCCCAGUCGACGCGCGACCUGCGCUCCGCCCUCAUCAAGAGCGCCCGCCUCGACCGGUGCUGGCCCCCAUCACCUACCCAGCCUCCCGCGUCCGUCCUCCCGCUCGACCUAUGCAAACACGCGCGCCACUUCAGCCUCGUCCUCGAUCGCUGGCUCUUCUACACCUGCUGUCCCUUGAGCAACCACGCCCACCCCGUCGAUGCCGCUGCCUCGGCCGCUCUCACCCCCGAGAUUCUCUAUAUCGACCUCCACUCGUCCGACAAGCGUUCAUAUCCCGUGGCAUGCGAUGCGUUGCCCAGCGGGAUCUCGUUCUUCACGUGCGUUGGCACACCCAGCCCCGAUCCCGACGUGGACGCAGGCGGGCUCGCGUUCGCUGUCGUCGAGGACCGCGUUUCUCGGACUGUCCGGAUAUAUCGAGUGUCUCUCCCUUACGACGAGGGCGAGAACGAUGAGCAAAUGUCGAGUGUAGGACCCUCUCUCAAGCUCGUGAAGGAGAUCGCAGCGUGCGAUGUGAACCUGCGUGACGGCGCUGUCAUGCUCGCGCCCGGGGCACUGGUAGUGCAGGGCCACAGGGUGCACUACCGCCAGUCGUUCGCGCACGUGUGGGUUAUGCACACCCGCACGCUUGCGCUAUGGAAGCUGCCCGUGUGUGCAACGACCGCCAUGGACAUCCCACUCUCCCAGCUCCUCUCAAUGCACUUCACGCCCACGCAUCUCCUCGCAGUGCUCUCGACCCGUGCGUCGAACGACACACGCGAUCUGUUCAGUUUUGUGCCUGCCAUCUUGGAGGCGUAUCCGCUCCCGCUCCCCGAGACCUGCGCACACGACGAGCGCCCGCUGCAGGCCUCGCACGUGUUCAGAUGCAGACCCGCGCCCGCACUACAAGCGCAGAUGGUGUCGGCGAGCGCGAGCAGGGACGUCGGGACCCGGUGCGUGCGCUGAAGCAGGCGAUGUAUCCGGCGCAAAACGAGAAGGAUAAAGAAGGCGAAGAGGAAGACACGCUCGUCCUUCCGCUCGUGUACCGCAAACACCCCUGCGUGCACCUUUCCCUCGCGCGUCUCGGCCCCUUCCCGCUUCCGCUUCUUCCACACAUGCCCUCCUCGUCUUCUUCAUAUACAUCCAUUGCAUCUCCCACCCCCAACGCCCGAGAAUCGGCAAGAGAUGAAGUGGAGGGGCCCAUCGAGGGCGAGCUGCUCGUUUCGUCCCUUCUCGCGAUCCCCAAGCUCGAUCUGCCCCGCAGCUGCGCACAGCCGUUUGCGCUGGGCGCGACGCAGCGCGCGCUGAUGCAGUACGGGUACGGCGAGACGUGGGCGGCGGGUGUGGCGUUUGCCAACUACGAGUACGGUGGCGCUGCCACCGUCACUGCCAAAGAGGUGCGGGAGGUAGUCGACGCCGAAGGGGAGACAAUGAGCAAAGAGGAAGUCGAGGAGGGGGAAGAGAGUGUUAAGAUCCCCGGGCUGCCCGCAUUCGAGGCGCUGGAGUGCUUUGAUGGUGCG
This is a messenger RNA of Coniophora puteana RWD-64-598 SS2, 1727 nucleotides long. RefSeq lists its product as uncharacterized. The coding region runs from base 55 to 1173 and encodes 372 amino acids. The transcript is spliced from 4 exons. Lineage: Eukaryota; Fungi; Basidiomycota; Agaricomycetes; Boletales; Coniophoraceae. Gene Ontology annotation, molecular function: protein binding. The record is from RefSeq and is a predicted model, not a curated record.